GCUAUUUGCGCACGCACUUAGUCGCACGACCGUCCUCGCAGCCAAAAGUUCAGCCAGAAAUGCUGGCCAAAGUGCUCACUAUCUUGGCCAUCGUGGCUUCAGCAGGAGCUGCUGACGACUUUGAUCCUUUCAUAGAUAUACCCUUCAAACGGCUCAAGACUUCGGCGGAGCGCAUUGCGGAGCACGGCUACCCGGCCGAAUCGCAUUUUGUGGAGACCCCGGACGGCUAUGUGCUGAAUGUGUUCCGCAUUCCCCACUCCCCCAAGCUGAAUGGCAAUGGCAACGAGGGGGAGUCGGAGGCACCGCGCCCGGUGGUGCUCAUCAUGCACGGGCUGUUCAGCUGCUCGGAUUGCUUCCUGCUCAAUGGGCCGGAGGAUGCGCUGCCGUACAACUACGCAGAUGCCGGCUACGAUGUCUGGCUGGGCAACGCCCGUGGCAACAUCUAUUCGAGGAACAACACCUGGCUGGACGUGAAGCAUCCGUACUUCUGGAAGUUCAGCUGGCACGAGAUUGGCUCCAUCGAUCUGCCCGCCACGAUUGACUACAUCCUGGCUGAGACGGGUCAGCAGUCGCUGCACUACGUCGGCCACUCCCAGGGAUGCACUUCCUUCUUCGUAAUGGGCUCCUACCGGCCGGAGUACAAUGCCAAGAUCAAGACGGCGCACAUGCUCGCUCCGCCCGUCUACAUGGGCAACACCACGGAGGGUCUCAUCGUGAGCACAGCUCCGCUGUUUGGUCACCAUGGCAUUGGCUCCACGCUGCUGGAAAACCAGGUUUUGUUGCCCCAGAAUGCGUUCAUCCAGCGAAUACUGGACACCACCUGCAGCAAUCAGCCGAUCAUGCUUAGCUACUGCAAAACCUUGGCCAUCCUCUGGGGAGGUCCCGAAAUCGGCAACCUUAACCAGACUCUGCUCCCGCAAAUUGCGGAAACCCAUCCUGCUGGAGUCUCCUCAAACCAAGCCAUUCACUACAUACAGUCCUUCGCCUCCAACGAUUUCCGUCUGUACGAUUGGGGCACCAAGAGGAACCUGGAAUACUACGGCGUGCCAGAGCCUCCGGCAUAUGAUCUCACCAAGAUCACCUCCGAGCUGUACUUGUACUAUGGCUUGGCGGAUGGAUCGGCGAACAAGCAGGACAUCUCCCGACUGCCCGAUCUUCUGCCCAAUUUGGCACUGCUUCACGAGGUGCCCGAUCCCACAUGGGGUCACUUGGACUUUAUCUUCGCCACGGACGUCAAGAGGGUAAUAAACGAUUUGGUUUUGGAUUACAGUAAGGCCUACGAUGCGGGGGAGAAUUGA
Molecule: messenger RNA, 1298 nt
Organism: Drosophila mauritiana
Lineage: Eukaryota; Metazoa; Arthropoda; Insecta; Diptera; Drosophilidae
Product: lipase 3
Exons: 3
Coding region: 60-1298 (412 amino acids)
Biological process (GO): lipid metabolic process
Molecular function (GO): hydrolase activity, acting on ester bonds
Source: RefSeq, a predicted model, not a curated record